UGGUCGAAGCUCAGGCGCAGCCAUAUCAGUAUUUAGUGUUGAGUGCUUCAGUAUAAUCAACGUGGCUUAUAGAUUGAAAUAAAUUCUAGUACUUUCACCAUUCUACUGAAAAUUAUUAAUUAUUUGAAUUAAUAAUCAGUAACAAAGUGUCAUCGCCAAAAUGGCAGAUCUGGACGAUUUUUUCGCGAAGAAGGAUCGUAAAAAAUCAAAAGGAAAGAAAUUUACGACCACUGAGGAGAUAGCAAAGAAACUAGAGGAGACAGAAAAACGUAUGGAAAAGAUGAAACUCAAAGAAAAAGCAGUAAAUCCUGAAGAAGAUGAUAAUCAACCACCCCAGGAGGAUGAGGAAUGGAAGAAUUUUGAGGAAGAAAAAAAAGAUUACACUGGCUUAAAGCUUGGAAAUCUACCUUCAAACAUUUAUUCAGAUGAAGAUAGCGAUGACGAAAGAGGCACCGGAGAAAAUAGUUCAGAUGGUGAAUCCGGAGAAGCUCGUCCGAAACAAACUGGACCUUGGAAAAAACCUGAAAUGCCUGAAGUUGAACCAGCACAAUCUGUGCCUACGAAUCCUGGGGUUGUUACAGGCAAUGGCGGUGGUGGUGGUGGUGGUGGUGGCGGCGGUGUUGGAGGUAUGGUAUAUAAAUCACCCCAUCUGAGAAAUCAGCCUGCAGUUCAGCAAAAUCCUCGAUCACGGAUGAAAAAUGUUGCUCCUGAUAUUCGUAGUGAAGAAUAUUUCCCUACUUUAAAUGCAAAACAGCCUCAGAACUCGGAGCCGACUAACAUUUGGGGCAGGCGGAAACGAGAUGAGGGAAAUUUCGAAGAAGUUCGUAACCGAGGUAGCAACAGAUAUAACGUACAAGACUCGCAAUCACAAGCACCAAAGCUAUCUCUCGAUAACAAGUAUGGUGCAUUAUCUCAAGAUCAAAGCUGAAACCUUCAUUUUCAAUACAAAUUAUCCAUCGAGAGCCAUCGAUUAAUCGUCGCUUCACCCCGUUUCGUAGCCCAGUCAUGUUAAUGAAUACUAGACUGAACAUUCAGUGCAUGUCGCUCUCUUCCUGCUAUGCAGACGCGGAAUGUAAUGUCACUUGUAUUUUCAUUCUCACUGUCAAUGAACAUUAGAGAGUAUGCUAAUGUUUCUUUUAUCAUUGAUGGCAUUCCUGAUAUAUUUAUAUUAAACGACAAGUUCAGAAUGAUUCAAUUGAGAAAUGCAAGAUUAAUUUAUUUCACUUGCAGCGGCGAUUUCUUUUGACAUCUCUGGGAUCUCAUGAAAAAACUUAACGUGUAAUAUGAAAAAUAAGAUUAAGAAUAAUAAUGAUUAUUAUAUUAAUAAUAUUAAUAGAAUUAAUGAUAAUUAUAUAUAAAUGGGAACUUAUAAAUUAAGUUUCCUAUAGAAAUCAUGCACUAUUAUAAAAAAAGAAAUUUUUAGGUAAAUUAUGUUAUACGCGUUAUAGAAAAAAUGAAUGUCACCGAGGCUGGGCUUCGGGACGGAGGUAAACAGUAAAAUAUGUAAAUGGUGCGCGGUAAAUACAAUGCAAGCAAAUACUCUGCGAAUGAGUAAAUACUAUAUCAAUUUCAAGUGAAAAAGGACUUAAAUGAUAAUCAUACAAAUAAGAAUAGUUAGUAAUUCAAGGGAAUAAAUCUAAUUGUUAUUUCAAGACAAAAAAAUAUGCCUGUUAUUUUUUUGUUGACGUUUGUUUCAUUAUUUUCGUGAAAUUAAGGAAUUUAUUAUAACAACAAAUUGUAAAGUUAUAAGGUGUCAAAUGAAAGUCUUUUAUUUCUUUCAUCAAAAGAAAUUAUGAUAUCUUUGAAAUUUUUAAGAUAUCUCAAUAUGUAAACAGUAACAAAUUAAUUAGUGAUAAAAAAAUAAUUUAUAUUGUAAUUCAUGAAAGAAACAAUUUUAAUAAUUUAUUAAUUUUGUGGCUAAUGAAUAUCUCGUUGUAUCACAUUAAAGUCAUAAUAUUUACAUUUAAUUCUUUCAUAGUUAUGUUUUUAUGAUAUUAUUUAGUCAAUGCAAUUAAUGAAUCGAAUUUUUACGAUAUCAAAAAUUGCCACGCAUUUCAACGAAAAUAUAAACAACGUCAUUUUUGUCUUCAUUUUCAAUAUUAUAAAAAAAUUUUUUAUAGUCCUAUCUUUUAUUACAAAGUGUGAUUUGACUAGAUAAUUUUACUAUUCUGCUGUGAGGAUGCGAUAGAAACAAAAAAAAACCUUUAAAUUAUGGUGCAAGCAUAUGUGGCAAAAAUAAGGAAUAUUAAUAAAUUAUAAAUAAAAAAUUAUAAAUAAUCCGAA
Molecule: messenger RNA, 2283 nt
Organism: Chelonus insularis
Lineage: Eukaryota; Metazoa; Arthropoda; Insecta; Hymenoptera; Braconidae
Product: protein CDV3 homolog
Exons: 3
Coding region: 161-928 (255 amino acids)
Cellular component (GO): cytoplasm
Source: RefSeq, a predicted model, not a curated record